Telopea speciosissima is the source of this 1741-nucleotide messenger RNA. RefSeq names its product cysteine--tRNA ligase 2, cytoplasmic-like. NCBI's taxonomy places the organism in Eukaryota, Viridiplantae, Streptophyta, Magnoliopsida, Proteales, Proteaceae. Gene Ontology annotation, molecular function: ATP binding; cysteine-tRNA ligase activity. The record is from RefSeq and is a predicted model, not a curated record. The transcript is spliced from 9 exons. Gene Ontology annotation, cellular component: cytoplasm. Gene Ontology annotation, biological process: cysteinyl-tRNA aminoacylation. Bases 80 to 1618 code for a protein of 512 amino acids.
UACCAACACGCCCGGCAAGAGGUCAACCGGGUUCGUCUCUCCGGAUUUAGGGUUCAAGCUGCAGAAACCCUAAGUUGUAAUGGAGAACAAGGAAUUUCAGGUCUACAAUACCAUGACUAAACAGAAGGAAAUCUUCAAGCCCAAGGAGCCCGGUAAGGUGGGCAUGUACGUUUGUGGCAUCACCGCCUACGAUUACAGCCACAUUGGCCACGCUCGUGUUUAUGUCGCCUUCGAUGUCCUCUACAGAUACCUGAAAUAUCUGGGAUAUGAAGUCAAUUAUGUGCGGAACUUUACUGAUGUUGAUGACAAGAUAAUUCGUAGAGCAAAUGAACUGAACGAAGAUCCAAUAAGUUUGAGUGGUCGGUUCUGCGAGGAAUUUCUUAGCGACAUGGAUGAUCUAGGAUGCAUACGUCCUACAAAACAACCUCGUGUUUCCGAUCAUAUGGACCAGAUUAGGGCAAUGAUAGCUAAGCUUAUUGAAAAGGACCAUGCCUACACUGUUGAUGGAGACGUAUACUUCUCAGUUGACAAUUUUCCUGAUUAUGGCCGGUUGUCUGGACGGAAACUAGAAGAUAAUCGAGCUGGUGAACGGGUUGCCAUUGAUUCAAGAAAGCGAAACCCUGCUGACUUUGCAUUGUGGAAGGCUGCAAAACAUGGUGAACCAAGUUGGGAAAGUCCAUGGGGCCCUGGAAGACCCGGAUGGCAUAUAGAAUGCAGUGCCAUGAGUGCUCAUUACCUUACUUCCUCCUUUGAUAUUCAUGGUGGAGGGAUGGAUUUGACAUUUCCACAUCAUGAAAAUGAGAUUGCCCAAAGCUGUGCUGCCUGCUCGAGCAGCAAGGUGGGAUAUUGGAUGCAUAAUGGUUUUGUGACACAGAACGAUGAGAAAAUGUCCAAGUCACUGGGUAACUUUUUCACAAUUCGUGAGGUCACCAAGCAAUACCACCCAUUGGCUUUGAGAUAUUUCUUGAUGAGCACGCACUAUCGUUCUAAUGUCAAUUAUUCGAUUUCGCAACUCGAUAAUGCAUCAUUUGAAGUUCUCACCCUCUAUCGGGCUUUGCAUAACUGUGAAGUGGCUUUAUCUCCAUUACGAGAAGGGAAUCUCACAAAUGUUGCAGCACAAAAUGCCCAAACAGCACGUGUCACUCCUGCUGCACAAGAAUGCAUCGACAAGUUACGCAGUGAUUUUGAGUCCAAAAUGGCUGAUGACAUGCAUGUUGUUGAGAUAUUGAAUGGUGCUCUAAAGGAAUGCCUAAAAGUCAUUAACAGUUGUUUGGGCUCGCUAAAGAAAAAGCAAAAACAACCAUCACCCAUUCAAUCUCUUGUUGAAGUGGAGAAAGAAGUGAAGACGGUUUUGGAUGUUCUGGGAUUGUCGUCAUCUGCUACCUGUUAUGAGGUUCUGCAGCAGAUGAAGGAGAAGGCUCUCGUAAGAGCAGGGAUGAAAGAGGAAGAUGUGUUGCUUAUGAUCGAGGAAAGAACUAAGGCAAGGAAAGAGAAAGAUUUUGAGAGGAGUGAUCAGAUCAGAAAUCAGUUGUAUGCCAAGGGCAUUUGUCCUGAAGAUGAAGGUGGGGUAACAACAUGGUGGCCUAGUGUGCCUCGUGAAGAUCCAAAGCCUACUUGAGCUAAGACAGACAGACAGACCUGUUGACUAUGAAGAAUUUUGUUUUGGUAAAUUUAAGAAAGUGCCCACAAAUUUUAUGGGCUUCCCCUUGUUUUUUAACCCCCAAUCUUUUGUUGGUGAUCU